Molecule: messenger RNA, 2592 nt
Organism: Schistosoma mattheei
Lineage: Eukaryota; Metazoa; Platyhelminthes; Trematoda; Strigeidida; Schistosomatidae
Source: the annotation of a GenBank genome assembly
AUGUUUGAAAAUAAUGUUAAACCAGAUGUUGAGAAUUUUGUAGAUAAAUAUAUCAACCCAAAGGCUUCUGGUAAUCGAAAUUAUAUUUCUGAUGACCUGGAAAUUAAUGAUUCGGAAAAUAGAGAUUACUACGGCUUUUACCACCCGAAUGGUCUGACAAAAAAAGAGCGAAUAGUCGAAAGUAAAUAUCGGAAAAAUGAUAUUCGUCGUGUUGAUAAAUGGCUAAAGAUGAUUAGUAAGUGGGAAGAAGUUGAUUCUUUAUGGCAUCGUAUGUACAAAAAUGGCAGAGCUUCGGAAAAGUUAACCCGAAGAAUUUUUAAAGGAAUUCCUGAUCGAUUUCAUAUUUAUGCGAAAAUGCUCAAACAAGCUCUAUCUUCUUCAGGUUCACUCAACCAAAUCGAUUUAGAUGUAAAUCGAACAUUUCGUAAUACAGUUUACUUUCGUGAUCGUUACGGUCCACGACAAUGUGCAUUAUUUCGUGUUUUAGCUGCUUAUUCAGUGUAUAACUCUGAAGUUGGAUACUGUCAGGGAAUGAGUGAGUUGGCCGGGAUAUUUCUUAUAUACAUUGAAGAUGAAGAGGAUGCAUUUUGGGCAUUGAAUCAACUGAUGACCAGUUAUCGAUAUAAUAUGCAUAGUGUAUAUGUCUCUGACUUUCCUGGAUUAAAACGUUUAUUUGCCCAUCAUGAACGUAUUGUUCGUAAAUUGUUGCCCAUAUUGGAUAAACAUUUUACUAAACAUGAUAUGUUAACUAGUACAUAUGCUUUGAAGUGGUACAUGCAAUGUUUCUUAGAUAGAUUACCUGUUACCCUAGUACUUCGAUUAUGGGAUAUUUACUUAUUGGAAGGUGAAAAGCUACUCUUGGCUAUGGCAUACAAUAUACUGAAAAUGCACAGUAAAAGAUUAUUACGAAUGGAUCAGAUGCAAAUGACAUCAUUUUUUCAAGAUGAACUGGUCAAGGACUUUUUAUUCGAUGAUGAUGAUGUAAUUGAUUCACUAAAAGAUUGUUUAGAGUUAUUACAUAAGAAUAAAUUAGAUACGCCUCCGCCACUGACUUCCGAUAUGCUACCCAAACGACUUGGUCAGUUCAAUUCGGAUCCAAUUUGGCGCAAUCGUAAUGGAACAUUAAUGCCGAGAACAAAAACUGGAACCCUUAAAUCCCACACAGGAAGUCCUUCAUAUAUAAAACCACAAUUAAUAGAUCAGCCCAGUUUCAAUGGGAAAUUACGUGCUCGAUUUUCUCCGACCUAUUUACCUAAAACUCUGUCAGUCAAUCCAAUUACUUUAAGCUCUGCCAGUGUAUCGCCCAUAGUUUCAAAUUCAUCAGGUUAUUCUCCUGGUCUUGCUACAUCUGCAUCAAUAUUAACUGUUGCUGCAAUGAAAAAUAGCGGUCGACUCUAUGUUCCAGCAGUCCGUUCUUCGCAAACAUACGGAACUGGUUCUAAUUACACAUUCAUAAGUAAUCAAAAGAUGAAGUUGGAUCAUAUUCCAUCGUCAAUGUCCGUAAUUCAUUCACCUUCUUUUAGUGUUGAUGAGAGCAUCUCUAGCAGCGUUAUAAGUAAUAAUGUUCUGAGUAUUCAACACCAAUCACCGUCAAUAUCAAGUCAAUCUCUCAUCAAUUCUCCCGAUGAAAGUUAUGCUACUACAGGUGGUCGUCAUUAUCGUAUUCCGACAAGAUUAUCUCCUAGUUCCAAUCGUUCUAAAGUACUACAUCGUUAUGAAUUGGAUUACGAUAAAAAUAAUGAUAGUUUAUCUGUUGAGUCAAAUCCUGCAAUACAAAAAUCCUCACAACGACCUUUAUCAAGAUUUACACAGAAUAAAGAAAUUAUUAUUAACCGAACAAAUGUUGGGUAUAGUAGCGGUAUAACACAAAAACCGGAUAUCCCCAUCAUUUUAACAACUUCAUCAAUGACACCGUCAUCACGAAUAAAUCGGUGGACAAGUGAACAAAUUUUAUCAGUCAAUGUGAAUCGUCGCUCAUCAACUACUAGUUCUGAGAUAAGUCUUGAACAACCAUGGCAGAAACGUGAAAAGUCUCCGUUAAAAAUUGAGCAAAAAACAGUUAACAAAGGUGAUUAUUCUAGCACUGGUAUAAAUUCUUCCGUUGAUGGUGUAAUAACCAGAUUAGACGAAACAUUAGUGCCUCCUGCAUUGUCAACAACAGCCAACAAAUGGAAUAUACCUAAUCAUUCCAAUUAUCCAACUGUUGUUAACUCUAAUUUUCCCAUAAAUUCAUCAAUCUAUUCUCCAACCAGUCCUAAUUUAUCAACUGAAUCACAAGAUACAAAAUGUUCACAAACUGUACUUACCUCAUCAUCAGCAUCAUUGUCGCCAGUAACCAAAUCAAUUCAAAUUAUCCGCUCGCAAUAUGAUAAAAAUGAUAAUAGCGGUGUAGAUGGUUACUAUCGUUUUAAUGUUUCCAUGAAGAAACCAUAUCUGGAAUCAGUACAACCAAUAAAUGGCUAUGUACGUCGUAUACCAUCAGUACCAAGGUCAAAAAUAAUCAUAAAACCAACUGAGAUCAUUAUGCCUGAUCCAAAACCAGUUUCUAAAGAUGUUAAUAAAAAAGUAAUUACAAUUCAGUCAUCGAAUUAA